Dicrocoelium dendriticum is the source of this 1129-nucleotide messenger RNA. The record is from the annotation of a GenBank genome assembly. NCBI's taxonomy places the organism in Eukaryota, Metazoa, Platyhelminthes, Trematoda, Plagiorchiida, Dicrocoeliidae.
AUGCAACGUAUCCUACUGCCAAUUGAGGGCACUGAGUGCGUGGCGAAAGCACAACGCAAAAUCACCGUUGUUGGAGUAGGUGGUGUUGGUAUGGCCGCGGCAUAUGCCAUAAUGGUCGGAGGCAUCGCCAACACAAUCGCGUUAGUUGACGUACUUACGGAUAAAGUAAUCGGUGAAGUAAUGGAUUUGAAGCACGGAAAGCAGUUUGUGCGGCAUUGUGAAGUUAUUGGUGGUUCAGAUUACUCCGUUUCCGCCGGAUCAGAUAUUGUCAUAGUGACCGCUGGUGCUAGACAGGCAGUAGGUGAAUCAAGGCUCAAUCUCGUUCAAAGAAAUGUAGAGAUUUUCAAAGGCAUAAUACCUCAAAUUGUUAAGUACAGUCCCAACUGCAUCCUCGUGAUUGUGAGUAAUCCUGUGGAUGUUUUGACGUACGUCGCAGCAAAGAUCAGUGGAUUUCCAGCCAACCGAGUCCUGGGCACAGGAACGAUGUUGGAUUCUGCCCGAUUCCGAACAAUGCUCGGCGAUCUGCUUGGUCUGUCAGCGACCACUGUGCAUGCACUUAUCAUUGGAGAGCACGGAGAUAGUAGUGUGCCUGUGUGGAGUAAGGCAAACGUUGCCGGAGUUUCGCUGUCGUCAGUCAACCCUGAUAUUGGCAAACCGUGUGAUCCUGAGAAUUUCCAGGCGAUUCAUCAAAAUGUAGUCAACAGUGCCUACGAUAUAAUCAAGAGAAAAGGUUCAACAUCAUGGGCGAUCGGAUUAACCUGUUAUGCUUUAUCGAACGCCAUACUCAAUGACACGCACACCAUAUACCCUCUAUCCACAUCUAUCAAAGGUCUUUACGGGGUGGAAACUGAUGUCUAUUUAAGUCUCCCAUGUCUAGUUGGAGCGAACGGGAUAACACAUAUCGUUCCGCUAGAGCUGAGUAGUGACGAGACAGAAAAGUUGAUGCAAAGCGCUGAAACACUUUGGAAAAUUUGUGAAGCUAUCGAAUGGUGAAAAAAAUGAAAUGUUUUCAAAAGGAACGCACACUCUACUGACUUCUUCACCAGACAUUUUGACUGGUUGCUGCAUUGUUUCGACACCUGAAGUUACAUUUUCCACUCUUCUUGUAUGUAAAACAUGUAGUUUCUUG